This is a messenger RNA of Menidia menidia (Atlantic silverside), 3705 nucleotides long. NCBI's taxonomy places the organism in Eukaryota, Metazoa, Chordata, Actinopteri, Atheriniformes, Atherinopsidae. The record is from the annotation of a GenBank genome assembly.
GUGUGUGUGCGCACUGUACUUACGCAACAGUCGGCAGCGGGUUCUCGUGGCAAGGAUGAAAGAAAAGCAAGCAUUUUUGUAUUCCAUUUUUGUUAAUCCCUCUGAUUUCUGAAGGGAUUACCGGACCAAUCAUGAUAGAGGGACCGCUGACUCGUCCGACAUAGCUCGGAUUGGGAGCUACGACUCUGAGUGGAAGUGCAGCCUUCUGGAAUCUGGAUAGAUCUAGAGAAGCAAAUUAAUCUCUGACUUUCUUUGCUUGAUCAGCCAAUGGAGGACGGGAAAACGGAUGACAGUAUUCAUCCUAAGUCCAGUUGCCCUGUGCCCACUGGGCUACCUAUUAACUGGGGGCUGAUUACCGGCCCUGUUCCUGAGCCCGUUUUCCCAUCGCCUGCCUUGAACACUUCACUCACUCCCCCUCAGAGUUCAGCCAUGCACUCUCUACAGACCAAGGUGAAAUCGCUGACACAGAGAAGGACACGAGGACGAGAGCGAGAACGAGAACGAGAAAAGGACAGAGAGAGGUUGGACACGGAAGUUCAAAUAAACCGUCCGGCUGGGCAGAUGUCAUCUGAAAUCUUUCUCAGGCAGCGACCCCGAGGGAGGGGGCAGCCAUCUGUGCCUGCAACCUCCUGGCGAUCGGGAACAUCAAGAGACCUGAGCAGCAGUGACGAGGAAGAGGAGGUGGAGGUGCAGGUUAGGCUGGAGAUCCACAGUCCUCCAGUCGACGUAAAGACAGAACAAGGAGAGGAGGGAUGUGAAGAGGAGAAGACAGAUACAAAUGUGGACCAGGUCAGUGCCCAAAUAAAGGAGCCCUGUGGGCUUGGUGAGGGCACCAGUCUGGAGAGUCUUCUGUCGGAUAAUUCAAGCAGCAGCAAAGAUGAUCCCGCUCCCCCUCCGCCACUGUCUGCCAUGUCCUCUUCUACUUCUGCCACUUCUGCCUCCUCCUCGCCCCUGUCUUCAGUAAAACACUGGGCACCUCCAAAGGGAUUCUGGCGAGUCGCACGCCCAGAAACAUUACUGCUCAAUGGCGUUGGCCCUCACAACAUACCCCCGACUUUACCACUGAAAGACUAUACUCAGAUAGAGGUGCAGACUGAACCUCUCACAAGGUCUGAACCAGUUGAACCAGACAAUAUAAAUGAGGUGGUAAAUGAUAUGUCAUCAGAUUUGAAAUACUUGGAUGAUGUGGAGUGCUACCUGGACAGCUGUGAGCAAGGCGAGGCAGAUGUGGUGGAUUCAGCCAAAGGAAUGUGCAGUUCAGACAGCUGGGAGAGUGUGUCUUCACAAAAUGGAGUGCUCUGUGCUGAUUUAAAGCUCAGAGUGAAGGAGAGGGCUUAUGCAAAGUUACGAGAAAGACAACAGAACUCCAGAGAUGAACAAGAUCAGCAUGAGGAAGAAAGUGUCGACUACUGUGGAGAUAUAACAUACAGAGUGGAUUAUAAAGUUUCAGGUACCCAUGGUGUUUUGGACAGUAAAGACACGGCCCUUCUCGCUCAGGAACUUGAACCCUAUUUGAGGUCACUUCUCAUAAUCAGUGAUGAGCUACCUUUAAGCCCGAGACACGAGCAGGCCAAGCUUCUUCUUGAACGAGCUAGACUCAAGGCUCGCUCCAAUCACUUUAAAGAUGAUCGGCCCAGACGCUCCCACUCUGACCAGAGACCCACAGUGAGAAAGCAGCAAACAGACUCAUCUGGUCCGACAACAAAGCAGAACCCUGUUCAAACCAAAGAAGAUCUUACAGUUCAAGCUGCAUCUGGACCCUUUCUUGUCCCUACACAAAGAGACGUUUCCCCCAGUGACCAAGCCGGUCGAUCCAGGCGAUACGGUUGUUCGCCCACACGUGUACGCUUUGAGGAUGAAUCAGAGAAGGAAGCAGAGUCUCGUUAUUUGGAUAGAGUUAGACAACGUGGAAGGCCCAAGUCCAAGAAUAGAGAUAAUAAUACAGACUCCAGCAGCAGUGGAUCAGACAGGAACAGAGGCCAAAGAAGCAUCUCUAUGCCUCCCCCCCAGAAGCAAGAGGAUGGUAACACAAUAACAAGUGAUGACACCAUAAAGGUUGUUCAAGAAAUCAUAGUGCUGGUGAAAAAGUGUGAAGCCUGUGGGUCUGUGGUCAGAGAAACUCAGCCCGUCCCAUCGUCAUCAGCUCCACAGAGCAGCGACCCACAGCAGUCAGGAAACCUUGAGGACUCUCGAGGUAAAACAGCUCCUCGCAGUGCACCUGCACACAAACCUGAUGCAAGUACCCGGCCUAAAGCCCCGCUCACUGUUACUUUUGCCGGAGCGUAUGUGCUUGGUGAAAAUAAAGAAAGCAGCACGGGAUGGAAGUCAUCGGGCUUUGGGAAACUCAGGAGAAGAAGCAGGAAGGGGGAGAGUCGGUUGGAGUCGGGCCAUGGCCCCUACGGUCCAUCAUGGGCUCAGCGGCGUAACUCCAAUCCACGGAACAGGGUCAACUUGACCAGAGCUGUUUCAUUUGCUCCCGAUAGCCCUGUGUCUCUAGAGCCACAUUUACCUCAGGCAUCCAGUGGACUCAGAGAAUCACCCACCCCAUCCCUGCCCAUAAAGUCAGCGCUGAAGUCUAGCUCCAGAAACCGAUCUGCUGCCGGUCAGUCCACGGUUCAGUUUCAAAUGUCCUCAAAUCAGGGAGGAGAGGGUGGAUCCCAGUCUCUAAUAGACUCCUCCGAGACAAGAAAGGAGUCUCCUGUUUCAAUAAGCCAAGGGACGCCUGCAACAAGCGGCCCGGCGCACUGCGUCAGGCCCUCCACUCUGAGGUACUCACCAGCCAGAGUCACCACCGAUCUGCCCUCUGCUGAGCUCUGGGAUGCUACUCCAGAUGGAGCAGGUCUAAGUGGAGACCAUGGCGCUGGUUCAGAAAGCCGUGCUCUGCGUGGCCUUGGUAUGUCGCGGGCAGAGGAUCUCAGAGCUGAGCUGUUGAGAGCAGAACAUCUGAAAGCUGAAGCUUUAUGGGAGGAAAACUCUGACGGUUCAAGAAAAAUGGAUGGAAGGCCUAAGCUUUUCCUGCGACGCUUCUUCUCCUCCAUUGGCCUGAACAGCGUAGGCAGGCUUGUGAAAGGGAGUCGCUCCAGUAGCAUGGAACAGCUCAGUAUCCCCGCUGUUCCCAGGGCAAGCUCGGCCUCACCAAGCCCCACACGCAGGCCUCAGCCCACCAUCCGCAUACAGAGGACGCCCUCUUUACAGACCCUGAACACCGUGCUGCCACUGGCCCAGCUGCGCAAAGCCUCCUCUGUACAGAGUUUAGAGAGGAGAACAGAACGUUCAACAAUUCUUGGAGAAGUGCAGAUACCAUAUGGUCUUGCACCCAGUCCUGACAGCCCCCAUCUUGAGCUUCACAGGGCCCUAAGUGUCGAAGACGUACUCGUUUCUAAAAUGGUGCGUCCAGUGAGCCGAGUCACCCAAGCCUUCCCUGACGGGACUCUUCUUCUGGAGCUUGUAAAGCCCCCAAAUGGUCCAUUUGGUUUUGUCAUUUCAAGGGGUAAAGGUCGACCAGACACAGGCGUCUAUGUUGAGAAAGUUGGCGACGGCAGUGGCGAGGGCCCACAUGUUGGCCUCCUCAGUGUCGGGGAUGAGAUUCUACAGGUGAAUGGGGAAGCGGUAGCUGGACUCACUUUGGACCAGGUGACAAAACUCAUGACCCGGGAGAGCACUGCUUCUCUUCGGAUCUUGCCGUCCCGACGCAAUCAGCGCUGA